Felis catus (domestic cat) is the source of this 3990-nucleotide messenger RNA. RefSeq names its product transmembrane protein 71 (gene TMEM71). The coding region runs from base 3040 to 3618 and encodes 192 amino acids. The record is from RefSeq and is a predicted model, not a curated record. The transcript is spliced from 7 exons. NCBI's taxonomy places the organism in Eukaryota, Metazoa, Chordata, Mammalia, Carnivora, Felidae.
AACAGUGCAGAGCCUGCUUGGGAUUCUCGGUCUCCUCUCUCGGCCUCUCUCUCUCCCUCUCAAAAUAAACAAAAAACUAAAAAUAGAUCAAAAAAAUAAUAAAAGUGCUGCUUUCUAGCAUGCAGGAUAGAGGGCUCAAUUCAGUUCUACCUAGCUUUUACUUCAGUUAUUUAUUGAUUCCCCAAAUGUUUCUCGAUAACCUGUUUCUUGGCAGGCAGGAUCCUUGAUGUUGGGUCUCCAGCAAUGAAGAAAAAUGACAAAGCUCUCUGCCUUCAUAAAGCUUACAGUCUGGCCGAGGAGUGAAUUUAUCACUGCAAAAAAUAAAAGUUGUGGUAUGUGACAGAGUGAAAGGUACUAAGGAGAAGAAUAAAGCAGGGAACGAGUGAGGAGAGUGUGCGGAGGGCAAUUAGUUAGUGACGGAAAACACUUGAGCUGAGAGCCAAGGGAGGUGAGAGAACGCCCUGUGACUAUCAGGGGGACAUUUUGGGCAGAGAGAAGAAUGAGCACAAGAUCCUGGAGCAGGCACGAGUCUGGCAUUUAAGGAACGGCAAGGAGACAAGUGGACCUGGGGAGAGAGGAGCGAAGGGGUGGGCUCCAGGGCUCGAAUUCCAUCCCUGACACUGGAUGGUGUAGGUAAACCCUCCGAACUUCCAUCCUGCCUGCGUGUAAUAAUCGUACUUAUUUCCUAGGGCUGGGUGAGGUUUAAUCACACACACGGAGUGUUUCAUACGGUGCCUGCCUCAUAGGAAAUGCUCACACGUGUUUGAUGUGAUCAUUAUUGCUUACAGGUUAAGAAGGCAGGCUCGUAGUCUCAGUUCCACCAGCUCACCAUUUACCGGCCACGUGACUUUGAGCGAAGUAUCGAACUCUCUGUGCCUCGGUUUUCUCAUCUCUAAAAUGAGGUUAAUAACAGAGCCUCCCUCGUGGAGUUGGUAUGAGGAUUACAUGUGCUAAUAAUAUCUGUGAAGGAAGUAGAACAGCGCCUGGGAACUAGUAAGGGCUCCAUAAAGUUAGCAAUGAUUGUGAUCAUUAAUGGUGUCCUGAUAUGUUCCAGAUCAGUAAAGGAAUAGACUAAAGUCUUUUUGACGUCGGUCUUUUGGGAAAGGGGACUUGUGGACUUGGGCAGAGCCCAGGGUCUUGAGGAGUCAGAAGGAUUUUUUUUUCCCCUUCCUCCUCUAGAAAACAUUAGCCAGGGCUGGAAGGAGGAGGAUGAAAAUAGAAAGAAUAGGAGACACAGAGAGAGAACAAGAAGGAGGAGAGCUAUGGGUUUCAAGAAAGAGGGUACCAGACGCCCAGAACUGCCGUUGGGCAAAAUGGCUACCUGGUAAAUGUAGGCAGAUGUGACCAGCCCCAGCCUCGAAUAAACGUGCCUGUAUUCUAAGGCUGGCACCCUGACCAAAUAGACUGCAACGACGAAUGGCCCAGGAAGUCACAUUUGUUGGGACUAUGUAUUAGUUAUCUAUUGCUGUGUGAGAAGUUACCCCAAGCUUUGUGCUUUCAAAUACGAUUUUUUAUCACAUAGUUUCUACAGGUCAGAAAUAUGGACAAUGCUGAGCUGGUUUCUCUGCUUGUGGGUGUUCAAAGGCUGGAAUCAAAGGGCUGACUGGGGCUGUAGUCAUGUCAAGGCUCAGCUGGAGAAAGAUCUACUUCUGAGGCACUCACGUGGCGGUUGAGUGGAUUCCCAGCCAUCGGACUGAGGGCUUCAGUCCUUCACUGGCAUUUCAGAUAACCCCUCAGAUUCUGGUCGUGUGUGCUUUUCCAACAUGGCAGCUUGCUUCUUCAAAGCGUGUAAGCCUAGAAGGUAAUGGAGAGGCCAACAAGACAGAAGCCGCAGUCUUUUGUAACCUAAUCGUGGGAGUGCCAACCCAUCACUUGUGUCUCAUCUAUGCAGGAGGAGCAAGUUAUUUGCUUCAGCCCACACUGAAGGGAAAGAGAUCACACAACCAUCUUUGAGGGUCAUCUUUGCAAACUUUCUACCAAGACUCGACGUGACUGCUCCGCUAACAGCUUCUGUUGCUAGGAGCAUGUUCUAUAGAAGAUCCUGCCUUUGGCAUCACCUCAGGGAGAAAGGUGGACCCCUUUCUUGGGAGAACCCCAAGAAAGAUGAGAUUAACUCUUCUGCCGGGCUGACCCCCUGGGGCUUUGCACCCACACUCUUUCCACUACCCAAUGCACCUCAGUAUUGUUGGAACAUAUUUUUUUUUUUAUCAUUUACAAUAGCAGAGACUUGUAGGGACCCACCGACAGCAGGAAAUUCUUUGAGCUCAACUAAAAUGUAAAUAUAAAAUGUAAAAUACCACCCAGGGAGUUUCCUGGAAAGCUCAACCUUUGGUGAAUCAACAUAUUGCCACGACGGACAUUUUCAUAAAAUCCAGCUCUUGGUAUGGAAUAAAAUUCUGAAUCUAAUAGCAUCCGUGCAUUAUCGCCAAUAAACUGAGUCGAUUUGGACAGAGCACAACUAUGCAGUACUCAUGUUGGAAAGGACCAGAAGACGACAAGCAAGAAGUGUUUGAGAAGUGUUCUCCAGAAGUUUCUCUUAUGUUCUUACAGCUCGGUGUGACGAGGUAGCUCAGAAAAGCAUCCCUCGAGCGACCAUGAUGUAUCCAGCUGGCCCGAUCUGUGGGCCGCACCUCACCUGUCGCUGGUCCAGAAGACUGGAGGUUUCACCAUCCUCCUGGGCGUGAAUGCCACUGAUGUGAGCCCAACAGGAAGUGUGACCUCAUUCUGCUUCUCAGUCUCUGGUGACACAGGCUGUUUUUGAAAGAAAACAAGAGCGGUUAUCAGGCUGACUUUCUCAAGAACGACAUGCCCUUUUAUUCUAGGAAACAACCAAAACAGCAAAAGGCCGCUGAAGACAAAACCUCUCUGCACACUCCUGCACACGCCGACAGCCUGCUGAAUCCUGGAUUUCUCCACCGUCAGCCACAGGAAGCUUCAUCCUUCAGUAAUUCUCCUCUUCAUCAGUGGGAAGAGGAAACUGGGAGCUCCCUUUGGAAGGAACACAAAAUCUGUGAAGUUUGAACAAGCAGCCUUCCCAAGAUGUACCGAAUAUCUCAACUGAUGUCAACACCAGUGGCAAGUAAAUGUUCUUCAGGCUCUGAGAGAAGAUGCACCGGAGAGCCGCCUCCCAGAUGCCUUUUCCUAACUUUCGCCUGCGAUUUCCUGGAUGGUGACAGUUCCUUUGAAGGCUGCUCUGCAGCUCUCUUGACGGGCUCCCACGUUACCUGUCGCCGAAGUCCCAGACUCCUCUCCAAUGGCUACUAUGUUUGGACAGAGGACCCUUUCCUCUGUGACAAAGAUGGCAACAUAACUCUGAGCCCACCCCAGGCCAGUGUUCUUUACAAGGAGAAUUUAGUUAGGAUAUUUAGAAAGAAAAAGAGAAUCCGCCCUUCCUUUCCUAAUCUCUUCAGCCUUGGUGCCUCUAAAUCCUGGCAGCAUGGAAAUAUCUUUGGUGAUGUUGACUCUUCCCUAAGUGAGGACACCUGGUUGGAGGGGGUCGGGGGGCUGGACACGCACCAUUGCAACGACAUCGCCGUGGCAUUUAGCGGCUUCCCAGACCCCGAGGCUGCAGUUUGGGAGACAUUCCCAGAGGCUGUGAGUCACACGGAAAGAAGAUAAAGCUUUCGUGCAGGGAGGACUGAUCAGGACUGCCCGCUUCGCUUCUGCCAGUCCCAGGAAAGAAAGGCAAGACAACCACGGGCAGGGCUUCCCAGCUUGAGGUCUGUGAUUUUUUUCCAGAGCGCAUGCCUCUCCUAGAAAUAUCUUUGAUGACAACAUCUGUACGUGGCUUUGUGUUUCCCUCCACGGCAAACAAUAAUGCCCAUUUUACAUGCAAACGUAGGGAAAUAUGCUUGGAAGAAACAGACCCUUUGAAAACAGAAGGAAGCUGGGGGCGCCUGGGUGGCUGGCUCCUUCAGGUCAGCGUUUGGCUUCGGCUCAGGUCACCAUGUCCCCGUUUGAGAGUUCGAGCCCCGCAUCGGGCUCUGUGCU